CGCCAGCGCGCAUAUAAAGCCUGGCGCGCACCACAAGCGCUUCACAUCUGAGGAGACGCAAGAGCAUUGCACACAGACAUCUCAACAACACCUUGGAAAAUAUGCACUCUAACUUUGUGAGUUGGGUGGGGACCUUGGCGUUCCUGCUGUGGGCUCUGCUGUGCCUGGGCACCCUGACAAAUGGCUACCCGGUGAAACCCGAGAAUCCCGGCGAAGACGCCCCGGCCGAGGACCUGGCCAAGUACUACUCAGCCCUGAGACACUACAUCAACCUCAUCACAAGACAGAGGUAUGGCAAGAGGUCCAAUCCUGAGAUAUUGGACACGCUGAUCUCUGAGCUGUUAUUGAAGGAAAGCGCAGAUACACUUCCACAGUCGAGAUACGACCCGUCAUUGUGGUGAGGAGGUCAUUCGUCGGUCCGACCUCCACGUCUAAACAUCAUGUCAUCGCAGAUGCCCCCCAAAAGGACCACCCUGUCUCUGCCACAUUCCUCCUCCUUGCCCAUCUGCUACUGUUCACCAUAAAAUUGUAAAUAUUUGACCCAGAGUCAUCAUUUGUGAAUGUCUUGAGUAAACCGGGGGACAGGGUAUGUGAACUGCAUUGUAUAUUUGUGCAAUUAAAGAGUAAUUAUUUGAAAAAAAA
Messenger RNA from Syngnathus acus (greater pipefish), 642 nucleotides. It is a transcript of the gene npy, whose product is annotated as neuropeptide Y. Lineage: Eukaryota; Metazoa; Chordata; Actinopteri; Syngnathiformes; Syngnathidae. The transcript is spliced from 4 exons. The record is from RefSeq and is a predicted model, not a curated record. Gene Ontology annotation, cellular component: extracellular region. The coding region runs from base 102 to 401 and encodes 99 amino acids. Gene Ontology annotation, biological process: neuropeptide signaling pathway; feeding behavior. Gene Ontology annotation, molecular function: neuropeptide Y receptor binding; neuropeptide hormone activity.